Molecule: messenger RNA, 1481 nt
Organism: Kockovaella imperatae
Lineage: Eukaryota; Fungi; Basidiomycota; Tremellomycetes; Tremellales; Cuniculitremaceae
Exons: 8
Coding region: 42-1349 (435 amino acids)
Biological process (GO): protein sumoylation
Cellular component (GO): SUMO activating enzyme complex; cytoplasm
Molecular function (GO): SUMO activating enzyme activity
Source: RefSeq, a predicted model, not a curated record
UCGCUCUGCUCAGACCAUUUGCACGUCAAGCCAAAGACAGCAUGACGGCGAACGGAGAGCAUACAGCUGGAAUGGAGGAUGAGCCGAGAGGUUCCGGAUCCGCCCAACAUAUCACCGAAGAUGAAGCGUCCUUAUACGAUAGGCAGAUUAGAUUAUGGGGUCUAGAAGCUCAGAAUCGUAUGCGAUCCUCCACUGUCCUCCUGUUAUCGCUUCGAUCAUUGGCGCAUGAGACCAUCAAGAACCUGGUCUUAGCGGGUAUAGGACGUCUGAUAGUGAUGGAUGAUGGGGCCGUGACUGUCGACGAUCUCGGAACGGGAUUCCUCUUCCGAGAGGAAGAAGGGGCAGUGGGCCAGGAACGUGUCCGAGCUGCCGCUGCUCAGAUCGAGUCAUUGAAUCCACUGGUAUCUCUCACUGUCCGACCGACGCUUUCGCCCUUUGUCCGGGAUCCCAGUACAGCGUCCUCGUCGGUGGACACGGAGAGGGAAAUGGUCGAUUUCUUACGAAAGGAGCGAGUCGACGUGGUGGUCGCCUGUGAUCUGAAGCGCGACCAAUUGAUCGCCAUCGAUGGUGCUGCCCGCAAAGCUGGCUCCAUGUUCUACGGCGCCGGGUCAUAUGGCUUUUACGGCUAUGUUUUUGCAGACCUCGGAGCAGACUACGAAUACGUAUACAGCCCUCUUUCAACUUCUACGAAUCCUUCACCUUCUCUGUUCAAGAAAAAGCUUUCGUUUCCAAGCUUCUCUCAGGCUUUGGAAACAUCCAACUGGUAUCUGGGCCACAAAUCAACUACAUUGGGAGCCAGCCCAUUCAGGGACCUCACACGACAGGCUACGAGAGACAGUGAUCCUUUGACAGUCAUUGCGAUGCUAGCUCUGUGGGAGUACGAGAAGCGGUUCGGCAGUCUACCUUCUAGCUCGAGCCGGAAAAGACGGCGUGCCAUCCGAGACGAAGGGGAACAGAGGAGUGGGACCUCGCACGAUGCCGAUGAAGCUCCAUCUGACGAUCCUCCCCACAUCGACGAUCAUGAAGGGGUGACCGCAUCCGACUCGCAUGAGGCAUUUAAUCAAAUCUACUCAGAUUUCAAGUCUCAACUCGGUCUGAAUCCGAAGUUCCGAGCACCAGGCGACCAGCAUGGACUGGAUAUGGAAUCGAUCAUGCUAUCGCAUCUUGUGACCCAUGCCGAACAUUCUUUUGCGCCAACUUUGGCGAUCCUCGGCGGACUCUUGGCUCAGGAUGUCCUCCGUGCAUUAAGCAAGAAAGACAAGCCAUUCGUCAAUCUGCUCGCUGUGGACUCGAUGGGAGGUACCGGGGCUGUCAGUCGAUGGGCCAUGUUGGAUGCGGUUGAUGCCUGAUCGCGGGCGACGGGCACUCAUCGCGCCGAUGUCUGGCACACCGUUCUGUAUGCACCUCCACGAGCUUGACGUUUUAUGAGCUUACGCUCUCUCAGACUUGUAUAUUUUGAUGCAUGCCGAGCUACAUCGAUG